CUCCCUCCCCCCUUUCCUAUUUCUCUCUCUCUCUCUCUCUCUCUCUCUCUCUCUCUCUCUCUCCUCUGCAACUAUAAGCAGCUCGUCAAUGGAGUCUCAGAUCUAACCCACAGUUCAAAUCUGAAGCACACUUCGGGAACGACAUCGUCUUUUAAGUACUUUCUGGAAAAUUAGAAGCUGUUAUAAGAAUUUUUCAAUUUUUUUAAUUUUAAAUUUUUUUUUUUCUUUUGGUGGAGUACUAAGUUUGAGAAAGCUUCGGAUAGUGGUAAUGCUGAGAAUGGCGAACUCGUUCCCAGAAGAGGUUCUGGAGCACGUGUUCUCAUUUAUACAGUCCGAUAAGGACCGGAACUCGAUCUCCAUGGUGUGCAAGUCAUGGUACGAGAUAGAAAGGUGGUGCAGGAGGAGGAUAUUCGUCGGCAACUGCUAUGCCGUCAGCCCUAGGAUGGUGAUCAGACGGUUCCCGGAGGUGAGAUCUAUUGAGCUCAAAGGGAAGCCCCACUUCGCGGACUUCAAUCUGGUCCCUGAGGGCUGGGGAGGCUAUGUUCAGCCUUGGAUCGUUGCCAUGAUUGGUGCUUACCCUUUGCUUGAGGAGAUCAGGCUCAAGAGGAUGGUUGUCACCGACGACAGCUUGGAGCUCAUAGCUAAGUCUUUCAAGAAUUUCAAGGUCUUGGUCCUCUCCUCGUGUGAGGGAUUCAGUACUGAUGGGCUCGCCGCCAUUGCUGCCAAUUGCAGGAAUCUGCGAGAGCUAGACUUGCGGGAGAGUGAAGUGGAUGACCUGAGUGGGCAUUGGCUUAGCCAUUUUCCUGAUACGUAUACCUCAUUGGUUUCUCUUAAUAUUGCUUGCUUAGUGUCAGAGGUUAGUUUCUCUGCUCUUGAACGUCUUGUGGGGCGAUGUCCCAACUUGAGGAGUCUUCGGCUCAACCGUGCUGUGCCCCUUGAGAGGCUAGCCAACCUUCUUCGUCGGGCACCUCAACUGGUUGAGUUAGGCACAGGUGCUUACUCAGCUGAGUUACGACCAGAUGUCUUCUCUAACCUAGCAGGAGCACUUUCGGACUGCAAGGAACUGAAGAGCUUGUCUGGGUUCUGGGAUGUGGUCCCAGCAUACCUUCCAGCCGUUUAUUCUACCUGCCCCGGGCUGACAACAUUGAACUUGAGCUAUGCCACUAUUCAAAGCCCUGAUCUUAUCAAGCUUGUUAGCCAGUGUCAGAAUUUACAGUGCCUAUGGGUAUUGGAUUACAUUGAAGAUGUUGGCCUCGAUGCCCUUGCAGCUUCUUGCAAGGAUUUAAGAGAAUUAAGAGUGUUUCCAUCUGACCCAUUUGGCAUGGAACCAAAUGUGGCAUUGACAGAACAGGGCCUUGUCUCUGUUUCUGAAGGCUGCCCAAAACUCCACUCCGUUUUGUACUUUUGCCGUCAAAUGUCAAAUGCUGCCUUAUUGACCAUUGCCAGGAACCAACCUAAUUUUACAUGUUUUCGCCUUUGUAUUAUUGAGCCGCAUACUCCUGAUUAUCUUACUCGUCAGCCGCUUGAUGUGGGUUUUGGUGCCAUUGUUGAGCACUGCAAGGAUCUCCGGCGGUUAUCAGUCUCUGGUCUCCUCACCGAUCGUGUGUUUGAGUAUAUCGGUACUCAUGGUAAAAAGCUAGAGAUGCUUUCUUUGGCUUUUGCGGGAGACAGUGACUUGGGGCUUCAUCAUGUGUUAUCUGGGUGUGAAAAUCUUCGGAAACUGGAGAUUAGGGACUGCCCUUUUGGUGAUAAGGCUCUUUUGGCCAAUGCUGCAAAGCUGGAGACAAUGCGAUCCCUUUGGAUGUCUUCUUGCUCAGUGAGUUAUGGAGCAUGUAAGCUGCUAGGUCAGAAGAUGCCCAGGCUUAAUGUUGAAGUUAUUGAUGAGAGGGGACACCCAGAUACUAGGCCAGAAAGCUGCCCUGUUGAGAAGCUCUACAUUUAUCGGUCUGUUGCUGGUCCUAGGUCCGACAUGCCUGGAUUUGUUUGGACCAUGGGUGGAGAUUCUGACUUCAAGCCCCAUAAAUUAAACAUCAUCUGAUGUCUGAAGUGGGUACAGGCAGGUGCAUGCUUUAUAUGGUAGUCAUUGUUCUGCAUUUGAUUUUAUGUAAGCCUAAUAUAGUUGCAGCUCUGAUUGAGAGUGGGAACGACAAGAGGUAUGGGAGGGAGGGGUAUACAGAGGCUCAAGAGCUCUCUUGCCAUUCAUUUUACUCGUUGGCUGAGCUAUGGGAUACCAGUUAGUAAAUUAAUAAAGAGAUUAGACUGCUGUUGUUGUUGUCAUAUGAUAUUGGACAGAGUUAUUUUAUUCGGCAUAGUCACCUUGUAUACUACUGCAGACUUUUGCAUGUUUAUGCAUUUAUGCUGCCUUGUUUUCAGCAGGAAGUAAUUAUCUUGUGGACCCAUUUGUAUCAUUGUUAGCCUUCACGAAGGAAAUAAAGUUUCAUAUUCUAUUA
Messenger RNA from Ziziphus jujuba (common jujube), 2450 nucleotides. RefSeq names its product protein TRANSPORT INHIBITOR RESPONSE 1. Gene Ontology annotation, molecular function: protein binding. Lineage: Eukaryota; Viridiplantae; Streptophyta; Magnoliopsida; Rosales; Rhamnaceae. Gene Ontology annotation, biological process: SCF-dependent proteasomal ubiquitin-dependent protein catabolic process. Gene Ontology annotation, cellular component: SCF ubiquitin ligase complex. The record is from RefSeq and is a predicted model, not a curated record. The coding region runs from base 269 to 2038 and encodes 589 amino acids. The transcript has 3 exons.